GAAUCGUUGCGUAGAGAGUUUCAAAAUCUUCUGGACUCUUCCCGGUCCGAGCAGAAGUGUCUUUGGGCUUUUGAGGUCAAUACAGAUCACCUUCUUACCUCAAAUAAGUUCAAUAAAGUGUGCUUUGAAGGGUAUGCAUGAUCGCUGGUUGACCACGAAAACGACAAUUUGCUUGGCCUGCUGCGAGUGAUCUAUGCUAGUGAAGACCGGUGCAUAGGGUUCAUCACCAUAUAGGUGUCAGCCAUUUUUUGUCGAUCGCAACGCGAGGAGAGCGGUGAUAAUUUUGCAACGCACCGUGAGGAAUUUCACGAAUUUCUCGCCAUUUUCUCCCGAUUCGGUGGUGAUCACGAAACGUAGGCAAAAUACUUUCGAACGAAUAUAUUACGGAAUCGUUUCUGGUGGAUGUUUAAUAUUGCCAACUCAGGAAAUCAAAACAUCAACCAACCAUUUGAGAUUCGAUAAGCAAAAAUUACUUGCUUCACGAACGUCGGCGGAAAAGGUGAAAAAUUGCUUCCAAUGCGUGUAUGCACUGCGGUAAAAACAGUGAAAAGCAAAUAUCAACUUCACUUGAACCAUUCUGACUAUAAAUAAUGAAAAGAUAUUUUUAGUUUAACAACACUAGCAUACAAUCAGCCGGACGCGUGCUAGAGUCUAGUCAGCGGGGAGCGAAGGAACGCGAAGAGAGAUACCAAAAAAUAAAACAACAGGGCGGGAGGAAAUGAAAUGGCCUGCCGCGAUCACUAACAUUGGAAAACAAGGUGUGCGGCGAUCGUUUCGGAAUUCGAAUUUCCAUCAGUGAUGCAAGUGAAUGUCCUACACAUGGUUAAAAUAGAACUACGUACACCGAAAAAAUCAUAACUCGAGUGAGACGCGUAGGCGCAAAAAAAAUUAAAAUCAUUCGAAAUCAACCGAUGUAUAAAUGCCGAUGUAAAUGCUAGACGAAAGCAAAACAAACCAACGAAGGAAAAACAACAGGAAAACUGUGGCGCGUCGAUGAAAUGUAACAAAAAUAAGACAAAACAGUCUCUUGCGAGAAGCCGGAAAAUAGUUUGAGUGAGUUGACAAGUCGUUCGCGUGUGCGUGUCUUAAAGUGACACGAUUUUUCCAAAGCCUGACAACGUGGUUCGUGAAGGUUCGUGAUUUUAUUCUCGUAAGGUGAGAUUGAGGUUACGGUUUGAAAUUACCUGAAAUUAUGGGCCUGGAAGGGGCACAAACGAGACAAAAUGGAUCAAACGGGUUGUACUCGUCGUCGAUGCAUUGGUACUAUUUGCCGAACGUUGAUCACUCGAGUGAAUCGAUACAGCCAAACUCGAAACUACUGCCACCUCUUUGGAGCCCAUUCCCUACUUCGCAAAGCUAUUCCAACGGUGGGACCGAUUCAAUUUCGCCACUAGCCGAAACCAUCAAUGAGUUGUGUGAGCAGAUUUCCGACCUAAGUCUGUUUGGUCUAGGCCAAAGCUAUACAUCUACGCAGUUGGGCAGCUCGAAUGUCAGCAGCAAUAGAUAUUCAAAUAGAUCAGGGUGCUUUAAUAGUUACGGGAACGAUGCCGCAUGUGGACGAGGUGGAGGUGGUGGUGGCGGUUGUGGCGGUGAUUGCACUAGUGGCACCAGGUUAAAUGCGUUGAUAGGGAGUGGCGGAGGAUAUUCGGAAGGUGGAUGUGAUGGGUCAUUGGUCAAUUAUCAGCAUAAUUGUCAGCAACAUCACGGCCAACAGCAUCCUCUGCUUACUGUAAAUGGCCAACAAAAUCAAAAAUAUAGCAAGAUACCACCGGCUAAUUAUUUAUGUCAUCUGUGUUUCAAGAAGGGCCACUACAUCCGGGAUUGCCCACAGGCUCGUCCCAAGGCCGAAGGUAAGACUCCAUAUCAGGGUAAGAAACGUUGUUUUGGGGAAUACAAGUGUCCCAAGUGCAAAAGGAAGUGGAUGUCGGGGAACUCAUGGGCCAACCAUGGUCAAGAAUGUAUUAAAUGCCACAUCAAUGUAUAUCCUCAUAAACAGCGACCACUGGAGAAACCCGAUGGCCUCGACGUUUCUGAUCAAUCUAAGGUACAUCCACAGCUGUUGUGUGAGAAAUGUAAGACACUUGGAUAUUACUGCAGAAGAAUCCAGUAGAUGUCGUGUUAUGUUUGUGCAAUCGAAUAAGUUGAAUCAGUACUUGAACCGUUUUGGACCAUCAUUCGCAUUAUUUUCUAUAACAUUUAAAACAAAUAAAAGUUGUUUGUAAGUUUAUUACAAUCAUUAUUCACGAUUUGUGUGAGUCAUACGUUACGAACAGAAAUAAGCAAAGUGCCAUAACGUUUUUAAACGAUCGACUAUUAAUAACGCUCAGCUGCCAGUUGAAUGAAACUGAUCUGUAUAUAAUAAUGCUCUAUCGAACUAUUUAAUAUGUUUGUACCGUUUUUACUACCGAUGCAUUAUAUAAAUAUAUUGGAAGAAAGUCAAAUUAUCAUAUAUUACUGAGCAACGCAGGAUUUUACUUAUCGAAAAUUGUUACCGUACUAAAAAGCAAGUUAUGUGCCAAAUAAAAUGUUUUACUAUA
Messenger RNA from Topomyia yanbarensis, 2537 nucleotides. Its product is annotated as ATP-dependent RNA helicase glh-2-like. The record is from RefSeq and is a predicted model, not a curated record. Gene Ontology annotation, molecular function: zinc ion binding; nucleic acid binding. The coding region runs from base 1193 to 2110 and encodes 305 amino acids. The transcript has 5 exons. Lineage: Eukaryota; Metazoa; Arthropoda; Insecta; Diptera; Culicidae.